Messenger RNA from Perca fluviatilis (European perch), 944 nucleotides. It is a transcript of the gene syce2, whose product is annotated as synaptonemal complex central element protein 2. The transcript has 5 exons. Lineage: Eukaryota; Metazoa; Chordata; Actinopteri; Perciformes; Percidae. Gene Ontology annotation, biological process: synaptonemal complex assembly. The coding region runs from base 157 to 627 and encodes 156 amino acids. The record is from RefSeq and is a predicted model, not a curated record. Gene Ontology annotation, cellular component: central element.
GCGAAACCACGUGACAAAUGGUAGCUAGCGAGAUCGAGAUACAGGACAUUAGCACUUAGCAGCAAGCUAGCUACUGAGCGCAGUUAGCUAACGGCCUGGCUACGCGCCAAAUAGCUAGCUAUAUCUUGAUUUAUACCUGUAGUCAAACAAAGCAACAUGGAUUUUUUCUUUGACGACCUACCAUCCACCUCACAGUCCGCUCCCAAGAUCGGACAUGAAGAUUCACAGCUGACAGAAGACAUGGACCCAGAUUCAUCAAGAGGGAAGCCUUCAAACACAAGCAUGACUGAGACUCAAGGACAGGACACCUGCUCCAAAAUAGAUGACAUCAGCAGGAGAGUACAGGAACUGGUGGAAAAGAUAAACGACAACCGCACCAGUGACCAGAAAGUGAUGGACAGCUUCCAGGAGAAGUUAGUGCAAAAGGUGACAGAGAUGUGUCGGCAGAUGAAGGAGCACAUGUACACGGUCUAUGAAGAGAACAGUAAUGAGAUGCAGGUGAAGCUGCAGGUGUUGUCCGAGGUGCUGGAGAGCUGCACUAAGCUUAACAGUGAGCUAAUAGAGGCCAACCAGGCGCUGGCAAGUCUCAGAGGGGGCCUGGCCAUUAACCAGACAUCAGAACCCUGAUAAACUAGCUACUGUUGUCAUCUUAGCUUAUAUUUGAACUAGUUAAUGUUCUUUUGUUUAUUAUGUUGAGUAUUCAGAAUAGUUGACUUGAAUGAGAUUACUACUUUUGGUUUCCUCUUUGUUCUUCCUCCUUUUUCAAGAAUAGACAGUAGACUGUGCCUAGGUUUUUAGGGCAGUUCAGGUUACAGCUUGUGAUUGCAGUCUAAGAAAACAAAAACAAAAGCUGAAUCCAUGUUUUAAUGUAUGUUCAAUUCCAGCAUCCGUUGAUUUAAUAAAUACAAGUACAACAAGGACAAAAUAAACCAUGUUAUUUUGCU